This is a messenger RNA of Arachis ipaensis, 799 nucleotides long. Lineage: Eukaryota; Viridiplantae; Streptophyta; Magnoliopsida; Fabales; Fabaceae. The record is from RefSeq and is a predicted model, not a curated record.
UGGACUUCCAAAGGUAUCUUUAAAUCCUUGUAUAACGAAGUUUCUUGCUAAUUUAUUCUGCGUUUGCAAACAUUGAACCCUUUUUUUAAAUUAAUCUAGUUGGUCGUUGGUGAAAAGAUUUUCUACUUUGCUCCGACUUCUGAUUUUCCUUCCACGUUUAAUUUGCUAUGUUAAUUUGGCAACUGCAUGACAAUUAUGCUUCCACAAUUUCAUCUGAUAUGAUAAGAGAUAAAUAAAGAAGAAAUCUGUCUCUUAGUUCAUGGUUCAUUGUUUCAUUGGGUGAUAGUUGUAAGCUGAUUGUUAUAUAUAACUGUUGUAGGGACGUGUUAUGGAAAUAUAUGGUCCAGAGGCUUCUGGAAAAACAACUCUUACUUUACAUGUGAUUUCAGAGGCACAGAAGCAAGGAGGCUACUGUGUAUUUGUUGAUGCUGAGCAUGCUCUCGAUAAGACACUUGCAGAAUCCAUUGGUGUGAAUACUGGAAACUUGUUGCUUUCACAACCAAAUUGUGGUGAACAAGCACUUAGUCUUGUGGAUACCUUAAUCAGGUGCUGGUGGAAGGCCUGGCUUUGGUCGGGGUGCUGGCGGUUUUGGAGGUGGUGCUCCAACAAGCUCAAACGCUCCUUAAAUGCUUUUGACAUUUGUCCUUUUUUGCUGUUAGAUGGCAAUAGUAGGUUUCUAUCCGAAAAUUGGAUGUUUCAUCUGUUAUUUUAUAUACAUUUCGUUAUUUAUGUACUCAAGAUUUUGAAUUGAGUGUUUUUCAUAAUUAGAACGUGUAACUUAAUUUCAUGCUUCAUUAUG